This is a messenger RNA of Phaedon cochleariae (mustard beetle), 573 nucleotides long. The record is from the annotation of a GenBank genome assembly. Lineage: Eukaryota; Metazoa; Arthropoda; Insecta; Coleoptera; Chrysomelidae.
AUGAGAUUUGUAAUCACCCAAAUCAGCUUUCCCGUGAAUCCUGAGCGCAGGCAGAGGUGGAUUUCUCUUUUAGAUCUGGAGAAUCAGCACAUCAUAAAGUAUGCUCAGAUUUGCUCAAAUCACUUUGAUCAGAGCGAUAUUAUGGUUACCGAAUUAUCUGGUCGAAGACAAAUAAGACCAGAUGCUGAGCCCCAAUUGAACACAACAGUCUUCACUGGGGCUUCAUCUUUCAGUUCGGACUCCACCAUCAGCAACUUUCCUAAAAAACUUCUUAGAUCGCUAGAUGUUGAUUUUGAAAGCCCAUUUGAAAAUUCAGAAUGUUCUGUUCUGCCCUCAGAUCUGACCGAAGUCACAGCUGAGCAAAACAAUGUGGGCUCCUCAAAUUUAAUCUUGCCUGAAACCAAACAUUUCGAACAGAAAUCCUCUUCGUCUACAGAAACAACAGAAACUGCUUCAGAAACGGAAAUGGUAAUUCACCGGGCAGGAUCACCACAGCCCUCUUCUGCUUUUUCAGAAGCUAUAGAUUCAAAAAGGCAAGAUCAUCAGAGGAUUAGAAAAAGGUGCACAUCAUAA